AUGGCGGAGAGUAUAAUAAAUCUCACCCUAGAGAUCCUCUUCCGGCUUACUGGAGAGGACUACACAGUAGUGAAGAAGACCUCUAGUGAGCGCUGUCAGGCCCCCGUGUUUGAAGGAUGGGGAAGAACCCUGAGCCUAAUCACAGGGCCUCCACCUCUCCCCCUGAUACAUGAGGAAAUCAAUAGAGAGAAGAUUCUAGAACUCACCAACAAGAUGAUUGAGCUGCUGACUGGAGAGGUUCCUAUAAGGUGUCAGGAUGUCACCAUCUAUUUCUCCAUGGAGGAGUGGGAGUAUUUAGAAGGACACAAAGAUCUGUACAAGGACAUCAUGAUGGAGGAUCGCCGGCCUCUUACAUCACCAGUUAAGGAAGAGAGAAGAACACCGGAAAGAUGUCCCAGUCCUCUUCUUUCACAGGAUGGUUUAGGUGAACAUCACAAUGUCCCACAGGAUGAUCAGCUUGUGAAUCCGGGUAAAGAUCUGAACAUUAUAUAUGUUACAGAGCCAUAUGAGAUGGAUGAUGAGCAGAGUAUAGAGGACAUUCCUACAGAUAUCCGCCCAGUUGACUGUACGAAGAGCUCAGAGGAACAUCUGAUAUCUUUAGAUUUUCAAGCAGAUGACCAUGGUGUCACAGAAGAUACUGAUGAAGAUCUUAUCAUUGUCCCAGAUGAACCCUCAACCUUUCACGAAGAUCUAUCAACUUAUCCUUUGGAUCGACUCCAAUCUUCUGAUGCAUUACCGACUGUUAAGCGAAAUAAAAGAUACAGAAGGAGUGUUCAACGUCAAAGAAAUCACUCAGGGAAAAAGUCAUUUUCCUGUUCAGAAUGUGGAAUACGUUUUAAUUAUGAAUCAAAUACAUCACAUCUUGUUACACAUUGGAGAACUCACACAAGGAAGAAGCCAUUUCUAUGUUUAGAAUGUGGAAAAUGUUUUGCAGAUAAAUCACAUCUUGUUAUACAUCAGCGAAUUCACACAGGAGAGAAGCCAUUUUCAUGUUCAGAUUGUGGAAAACGUUUUAACUAUAAAUCAGAUCUUAUUAUCCAUCAGAGAACUCACACAGGGGAGAAGCCAUUUUCAUGUUCAGAUUGUGGAAAAAGUUAUAACUAUAAAUCAGCUCUUGUUAUACAUGAGAGAAUUCACACAGGGGAGAAGCCAUUUUCAUGUUCAAAAUGUGAAAAGCGUUUUAACUAUAAAUCAGGUCUUGUUAUACAUGAGAGAAUUCACACUGGCGAGAAGCCGUUUUCAUGUUCAAAAUGUGGGAAAUGUUUUAGAGAUAAAUCACAUCUUGUUACACAUCAGAGAAUUCACACAGAGGAUAAGCCAUUUUCAUGUUCAGAAUGUGGGAAAUGUUUUAACCAUGAAUUGCAUCUUGUUAAACAUCAGAGAUGUCAUAUAGAGAAUAAGCGAUUUUCAUGUUCAGAAUGUGGCAAAUGUUUUAACCGUAAAUCACAUCUUAUUAGACAUGAGAUAAUUCAUACAGGAGAGAGGCCGUUUUCAUGCUCAGAAUGUGGAAAAUGUUUUAACCGUAAAUCAUAUCUUGUCAUACAUGAGAGAAUUCACACAGGGGAGAAGCCAUAUUCAUGCUCAGUAUGUGGAAAAUCUUUUAACCAGAAAGCAAGUCUUGUUACACAUCAAAGAAUUCACACGGGGAAGAAGUAAUUUUCAUGUUCAGAAUGUUGGAAUUGUUUUACUCACAAAUCUACUCCUGUUGAUCAUCAAAUAAUUCACAGACAGGAGAAGCCAUUCUGAUGUGUGGUAUGUGGAAAUUGUUUUAGCAAAUAGUCAGCUCUAUUUGCAGAUCAAAGAACUUGUAGAGAAAAAUAUUUUCAUGUCCACAAUAUGGGAAAUGUUUUAUCUACAAAUCAAAUCUCCAUAAAGGGAAUUUUUUUUCCUGCCAAUUAAAAUCUGAU
Molecule: messenger RNA, 1907 nt
Organism: Bufo bufo (common toad)
Lineage: Eukaryota; Metazoa; Chordata; Amphibia; Anura; Bufonidae
Product: oocyte zinc finger protein XlCOF7.1-like
Exons: 7
Coding region: 1-1656 (551 amino acids)
Biological process (GO): regulation of transcription by RNA polymerase II
Molecular function (GO): RNA polymerase II cis-regulatory region sequence-specific DNA binding; DNA-binding transcription factor activity, RNA polymerase II-specific
Source: RefSeq, a predicted model, not a curated record